This is a messenger RNA of Egretta garzetta (little egret), 5549 nucleotides long. RefSeq names its product exonuclease 3'-5' domain containing 2 (gene EXD2). The record is from RefSeq and is a predicted model, not a curated record. Gene Ontology annotation, cellular component: nucleus; cytoplasm. Lineage: Eukaryota; Metazoa; Chordata; Aves; Pelecaniformes; Ardeidae. The coding region runs from base 1436 to 3301 and encodes 621 amino acids. The transcript is spliced from 9 exons. Gene Ontology annotation, biological process: nucleobase-containing compound metabolic process. Gene Ontology annotation, molecular function: nucleic acid binding; 3'-5' exonuclease activity.
UUUGCAGUGGGGUUUGCCCUCCGUAAGCCGUGAGCGAUUUCUGAGGGAUUUCCAAAGACUGUGUCUUCAGAAUUUUGUUGGGUUUGGGUGUUUGGUUUUUUUUCUUUAGGUCAGUUUUCAUGGGGCGCUCUGAGGUUCUAUUGCUUGCGCUCUCCUGCUCCGCCUGAGCAACACUGAGAAUAGGAGGGUUGCCCCUUCUCAAGUGAGUAAGUAGACCUCUCUGCAGCCCCAGAAGACUUGGAAAUGCAGGUGAAUUUUCUUCUCUUACUCUUCAGUAUCAACAACCCCAAAAGGUAGCCAGCUAAACAGGUGGAACUGAUCUGCGUAGUCCUUCACCGUUUUGUGGCACCCUAAGCUGUGUGUUUGUGGCAAAAAAUACCUUCUGUCUUUCACAGGACCCCAUCCCUCGUGUGAUGCCUGAAGUGGUGUAAGACGGAGGAGUGCCAUUGGAAGAUUAAUGUCCGCGAGGCGCAGCAUGUAGCCCCCAGCCCCACCUCACCAUGCUGGACCAUGUAUUCCCUGUGCAUGAGGUGAGUGGUCCCAGACCUGCAGCUUGAAACUUUCAGGUCUGUAUUUCCCCACAGGUGCAGGUGAAUUCACACCGGUACCUAGGGAAGAUACAGUUUUCGGAAGGUAAGGAUUUAGCCUGGUGGUCCUGACCUUCUCUGUGUGGAACUGUGCCUGCUGGGAAUUAGGAGUCUCCAAAUUUUAAAACAAGCAAACAAACAAAAAAUCCUUCCUGACAUAAACUGCGGUGUGGUAACAUUACUGAGUACUGUUAGAUGUCUGCCACGUUCCAGUGAUAGCUUUUCAGUAGAGAUUAUUUUAUUAUGGAAAGUCAGUUAAGUGCUUUGUGUUUCUUCUUGGCUAAGAUCAUAGAAAGAACAUGAAAUCCUAUAAACCAGGCUUCUUAGUUGACAACAACUAUAGCCUUUUAACGUAUAACAAAAGAAAAUAAGAAACUUCAUUUCUGAUCAGAAUAAAAAGAAUGUAAGAAAAUGUUAAAAAAAAAGAACACUUCUUACAUCUCAGCUUUGUAUAUAACUUUUUUCCAUAUGUGUUAUCAAUAGGUAUAAAUAUCAGAACUUAAUUAAAAGUAUAAUAAUAAUGUGAGAAGAAUAUCCAGACACAGUCUGUUAACUGUUUUCUAUUAGAAUGGUAAUUAACAAUGUGAAUAUUGAAGUGAAACCGAAGAACACUUAACCUCUUCUGCAUCUGAGCUAUAUGAAGAUAUUUUUUUUUUCUAGUUACAGUUGUUGAUGGCCAACUAUCGCUAUGUAACAUGUCUAGCAAGCCUCAGUAGAGAGAGGCAAAGACCCUGUCCGUCAUGAUUUGUGUUUAUUGGCUUAGCUUCAGACACAGGCCAUGACAAAAUCCUACAAUGCCAUUUUGAGUGGGUGAAGUGAAGGGGGGAAAAAGGGGAUAAAAAAAAAAAAUGCCCAAGCAAACAGCAGUGACGAUUACUUUGGCGACCCUGCUGGGUAUUGCAGUGGGGGGCCUGGUUUUGUGGAAGGCAACCCAGCGUCGGAAAGGAAAAGCAUGCUGUAGUAGUCAGCGAGAGGAAGCAGUUGUAAACUCAGGAGAUGAGAAACUGAUUAAGGCAGAGGAUAAGGAGGUGCUUUCCUUCUUCAGAUGUCCCACCUUUUCCUGGGUAGAGAGGACCCUUGGUGCAGACAUAGUGAUAGUUUCAGAGCAGGAGGAGUGGGAUCGUGCUGAACCUUUGCUGAAGAAGGAGCUGGAGAAGUGGCCAGUGCUUGGCAUUGAUUGUGAGUGGGUAUCUGUGGAGGGAAAAGCAAGUCCUGUAUCCCUCCUGCAGAUGGCUUCUUCCAGUGGCCUCUGCAUUCUUGUUCGGUUGCCCAGGCUUGUUGCCAGUGGACAGACUAUCCCAAAGACCCUGUUGGACAUCAUGGCAGACAGUGCUGUGUUGAAAGUUGGGGUAGGGUGCUGGGAAGAUGCUUGCAAGUUACUUCAUGAUUAUGGUCUUCCAGUCAAAGGGAGCGUGGAUCUCCGGUAUUUAGCCAUGAGGCAGAGGAAGGAUCUACUUCACAACUGCCUUAGCCUUAAGUCUUUAGCUGAAAAAGUCCUGAACUGCCCGCUUGACAAGUCUCCUCAUGUGCGUUGCAGCAACUGGGAGGCAGAAGAACUGACACAAGAUCAGGUUCUCUAUGCUGCUCGGGAUGCCCAGGUCUCAGUGGCUCUGUUCCUCCAUUUGCUGGGAUUUGCCAGCCUCCCUGCUACAUCUGAUAGUGAAAACUCUGUCGCUGCUUGGGAAAAAGCACUGGGUAAAUGCCGGGGCUUGGUGGAUAUCCCAUUUAGAGGAAGAAGGAGUGGCAGCACCGGAGAGGAGAAGAGUGGAGAGGGACGCUCCCCUCAGAAAACAAAGAAUCGGAAAUCUUCGGUGAAUGGCCAGCCCUCUGGCAGUCAGCAAGUGAGAGAUCCUCGGAGACAGAAGCGAAAGCCUCUGGGUGUGGGAUAUUCCGCAAGAAAAUCUCCACUGUAUGACAACUGCUUCCUGCAUGCACCAGAUGGACAGCCCCUGUGCACUUGUGAUCGCAAGAAGGCUCAGUGGUACCUGGACAAGGGGAUUGGAGAGCUAGUUAGCACAGACCCAUUUGUGGUGAAGCUGCGGUUUGAGCCUUCAGGACGUCCCGAGUCUCAAGUUGAUUAUUAUCUGACAGUCAAAGAGAACCUGUGUGUUGUAUGUGGCAAGCGAGAGUCCUAUAUCCGGAAGAACAUAGUUCCUCACGAAUACCGAAGACACUUCCCCAUCCAGAUGAAGGACCACAACUCCCAUGAUGUGCUCUUACUCUGCACAUCCUGCCAUGCCAUCUCCAAUUACUAUGACAACCAUCUCAAGCAGCAGCUGGCUGAGGAGUUUGGGGCACCCAUUGGCUCUGAAGAAGGCGUGCGUCUGCUGGAGGACCCUCUGCGCAGGCAAGUGCGCUCAGGGGCCCGAGCCCUGCUGAAUGCAGAUGGCCUGCCUGACCCCCGAAGGGCAGAACUUCUGCAAAGCAUCAAGGACUUCUUUAACACAGACGCAGUCACCCCAGAGGUGCUCCGGGAAGCAGCUGGUCUGGAAACCAGGAUCUGCAAUGAGAGCUACAUGCCACAUGGACUGAAGGUGGUGCAGUGUUUUGCUAAAGGAGGCCUGCGCUCCCUUAUGCAGUUGGAGAGACGCUGGCGGCAGCAUUUCUUGGACAGCAUGCAGCCCAAGCACCUCCCGGAGCAAUGGUCAGUGGACCAUAACCACAUGAAGCUGAUCCGAAAGUAUGGGGAGGAUCUUCAGAUUGAGCUGUCAUGAGACUAACUUCCUGGACUCUAUCUAGUGUCUAAUGGACAUAUGUAACUGAAGGUGGAAGGACUGCUUUUGCUUCUAUGUCUCCACUAACAUCUGGGCCUGGGUUUGCAAACAGGCAGCAGUGAUCUGCCAGAUUUGGCGUUUUAUAGAGUUAAAUCUAUUGACUUGAAUUUUCGGGUGAUUUGGAAUUUUUAAUCCUAGUCUGUCACUGACUAGUUCAGUGCACGAGUGAUACACUAAGGGAACUUGUCUUCUUGAAGUGACUAUGGAGAGUUAUUUUCUACCUUCUAGGAUGGCUGAUGCCUCCAGGCCGUCUCUCUUAACACAGAGCACAAUAUAUGAACAUUUCCAGGUUUUCCAACAGAUACAUCUGCACAUUUAGCUGUACCUUGAGAGUCUCCUGAUAAAAGUCUUUGCUUUCAGUAUGUUUGUACUCAAAUGAGUUCUUCUCAGAGAAGACUCCCUGCCAGCGAGAGAUUCCUUGUUUGGAAGUGACAAAGAAACCUUACCUUUUUUUGCAGAUUCUGAGCUGUAUCAGCAUUGCAUAUAGGCCUCAGUGAGUUCCCUGGUGGCAGGUGCCUGAUGAGAAGCAACAUUCUGACUCUGGCAGUAUGGAAGUAUUUUCUUAAUGUGAAAAGACUUCCUUAAUUUCUUAAAAGACACGUCAAGUCUUUUCUUAAACAGCUUCCAGCAACACACAGUCUGUAGAAAAUGUUAUUUCCUACUUGCACUUGUUUAUCAUGGAUGGCUCUUGGUGCAUACCUUUCCAUAUCAGACUGAAAUGGGGUCAGGUGUCUUAAAAGGGAUGAGAGGAAACAAAUUUUAUUUAAGGACCAGCAUCUUCUAAGAGGUCAGACCACGUGUGGCAGAAAACUGGAAAACCUGGUUUUCUGUUCCUGGAUUUGACGUGUGUGGUGGUGAGCAGAUCAUACUCUCUCCAUGCCUGUUUCCCUGUCUCUAAAAUGGGACUAAUAAUACUUACCUAUCUCACAAGAGUGUUGUGAGGCUUAAUUCAUGUUUUUGUAAAAUGCUUUGAAAAUAUAAGCUAGUGUGUGCUAAUUAUUACUGUGGUUUUUUAAAAUGUGCUGCUGCCUGACUUUUGUAAAUAUUCAUGGUUUUUGCCUGGUGCUAGAACUUAGUUAAAUAUAACUUUUUAAAAAUACGUACCCCUUUCUGUGAAAUUGCUUUUGAUUAUUUUGAUUGCAUGAGAUGAGUGUGCUUCUCCUGAAUGAUGAAGCUAUGAUCAACUUUUAUACAUCUCUGCAAAGACGUUUCAGUAAAACCCUGAAGUCAUACUUCACACUGCUGCCUAUAGCACAGUUGACCCAUAUUUUAUUAUAACAUUUGGGCAGAAUCAUGGACCUGCUGUGAUUGUGGCUGAAACUCUCCUUUACCAGAUAAUUCAAGAAAUUUCACAGGCCAGGGGUGAAAAACCUGUCUGUAACAGAGUCUGUUUGAGAUAAGUAGGAGCCGUGGACAAAUGGUGCGUUAAUGCCAUCCCAGAGGAGCUGCAGUAGCAACCUGAGCACAAGGGAAUCAAAGAUUCAUGAUAAAUACUACUUAUCACAGAGCUGCAAAUGAGACCGUUUUCAUUAUAAGGGCAAUUUUAUUCCUUUCCUGUACUGCUGACAGGUCUUAACAAAAACUGAUCUAGCCAAUGUGUUCUGUCUCUGUGCUCAUUCGCACAGCUGAUUGUAAUCUCAGCAAGAACCUCCUGCCUACAGCAGCAGCUUGGAUAUAACCAUUUCUCUCCAAAGCAUUUUGAGCAUGUGUUCAGAUAGUGCUGUCUCCUAUCUUUAGUGCCAUCUGAUCAGGGUGGCGAGAGCUCUUUGCAUGGCUCAGAAACUCCUUUUCAACCAUCAGGAGUACAAGGUGUCUGUCUCGCUUCUUCAUUCUGCUUUGGUUUUCUCCCUUUGUUCGGAUGCAGGAGCUCCUGAUAAAGCUGUCCUUGUUUAAUGGAACCGAUGGGCUGACCGCAGGGCUGCUGCCUUUUCUGUUUGUUGAGACAAGAAAAUGAUGUUGAGACAAGAAUUGGGCUACAGGUCCGCUAAAUUUAAGGAGUCAGUGGUGUCACUGAAGAGUUUUGUGGGCUUUUAUUUUUUCCCAAAUCACUUGUUCAGAAAUUAGAAAUUUGCAAGGAAACUUCCUUCAUAAAUAUUUUCUUAACUAAGAUUCUUUGUUGUUUGUAAGAUAUCCUUAACUUGCAUCAUUUUAAGUCAACCUGAAAGAGGAGGGGAAGUGGUGUAUUUAU